AUGGACGACCAGGCUCCCGAUGGCUACACUACAUGCACAUUGCUACCGGCAUCAAUACAGGAGUUGGUCGAGAACACGUCCAUUCCUGUUCCCGGGCGCGACAUUGGAGGGAACGGCAUGCCGAUCAGCAGCGGCUCUGCAAAACUCGGCGAGUGGAAAGAGAGGCUGAGAAGGCUGGAGGCUCUCGUCCGAGUGGCAGUCUGCCACUUCAUCAACCCGGCCGAUUUGUCAGGAACACUGCCGGCCGCUUCCCGUGAUGGUGGGAGCGUGGCUGCGCUCCCGUUCAUCCACCGACAAAAGACCAGAGUCUUCCAGUCAUCCCAGUCAGCCAUCGCCGCGCUAGAGCCCCCGAUUGGGCAUGGUUUGGAAAAAUCAAAAAGAAAGCCAGAUGCUACGGGCCCUGUAAGACGCCGUCAUCGUAGUAGCAUGCCCAGUCUGCGGUACGCCCGUUGCGCCGCCGUCCGCGACGGCGUGCCAUUUCUCUUUAGCAUCCCGGAAGCGGCUUCUGGCCUGGCUUUCUCUUCGCCAGGCCGCCCAUGCUCGUUGUCCUCAUGCAGCAUGGCGCGCCGUGACGUGCCCACCGUGUCCGCGGGGGAACACGAUGGUGGAAUCUACUCUUAG
Messenger RNA from Colletotrichum aenigma, 621 nucleotides. RefSeq lists its product as uncharacterized. The transcript is spliced from 2 exons. The record is from RefSeq and is a predicted model, not a curated record. Lineage: Eukaryota; Fungi; Ascomycota; Sordariomycetes; Glomerellales; Glomerellaceae. The coding region runs from base 1 to 621 and encodes 206 amino acids.